AUGCCUCGAACCUGUUGUAUACCUUUUUGCACUUCUAGAUAUAAAAAUAAGGAAAAAAUAAGUUUUCUUCAAAUUCCUGCUGAUGUAAAUCAGCGAGCAUUAUGGCUAAAUGUCAUAAAAGAACAAGGUAAAUAUAUUUUUUUCCGGGUGGAAUUAUUAUAUCAUCUUUCAUCUGAAGAUUCUUCGUGGUAUCCCAACGACUUUACUGUAAUAUGCGAAAAACAUUUUAAAUCAGAUGAUUUCAAACAAGGACUUAAGAGAAAGAUUUUAAAGCAAGGUGCUGUUCCCUCAAUAUUUUCAGAUAAUUCUAACUCUCUGAGACCUCCAAAGAAAAGAGCAAGAUUAUCAGUUGUUGAACUUUCAGAUGGAUCAGAAAC
Messenger RNA from Uloborus diversus, 377 nucleotides. RefSeq names its product THAP domain-containing protein 2-like. The transcript is spliced from 2 exons. Gene Ontology annotation, molecular function: sequence-specific DNA binding. The record is from RefSeq and is a predicted model, not a curated record. The annotation marks the transcript as partial. NCBI's taxonomy places the organism in Eukaryota, Metazoa, Arthropoda, Arachnida, Araneae, Uloboridae.